CGGCGCGCGCCGCCUGGGUGGGAGCGCGGAGACGCUCGUCUCUCACGCGCCAUGGCGGCUCCAGUCCAGGCCCCUCAGCCAGGGGGUGGAAAGCGCAAAGGCAAGGCUCAGUACGUGCAGGCCAAGCGGGCUCGGCGCGGCGAUGCAGUCGGGCCGCGGCAGCUGGAGCCUGGACUGCAGGGGAUCCUCAUCACUUGCAAUAUGAACGAACGCAAAUGCGUGGAGGAGGCCUACAGCUUGCUCAACGAGUACGGCGAUGACUUGUACGGGCCCGAAAAGUUUACAGACAAGGAUCAACAGCUUUCUGGAAGUGAGGGAGAGGAUGAUGUGGAGGCUGCCAUGAAGAAGGAAGUUGGUGACAUUAAGACUUCUACAGAGAAGAGGCUAAGAAGAUUCCAGUCUGUAGAGAGCGGAGCAAAUAAUGUCGUCUUCAUCAGGACACUUGGGAUUGAACCUGAGAAAUUAGUAUAUCAUAUUCUCCAGGAUGUGUAUAAAACUAAGAAAAGGAAGACUCGAGUUAUUUUACGAAUGUUACCCAUCUCAGGCACAUGCAAAGCCUUCUUAGAAGAUAUGAAAAAAUAUGCAGAAACGUUUUUGGAACCCUGGUUUAAAGCACCAAACAAGGGGACAUUUCAGAUUGUAUACAAAUCUCGGAAUAACAGCCACAUGAAUAGAGAAGAAGUUAUCAAAGAAUUGGCUGGAAUUGUGGGCAGUCUGAAUUCAGAAAAUAAAGUAGAUCUCACCAAUCCACAAUAUACAGUGGUAGUUGAAAUUAUCAAAGCUGUCUGUUGCCUGAGUGUCAUAAAAGAUUACAUGUUGUUCAGAAAAUACAAUCUUCAGGAGGUGGUGAAGACUGAGAAAGACCUGUCACAGCUUCACCCAAAGCUGAGAAAUGGAAAAGAAGCAAAAUUGGAAACUGAUGACAAACUAAAUCAAAAUGACCUGAAAGAAGGGGAAAAUAACCAGCAGGUGGUGCCACGGAACAGUGAGGAAGAGCUGGAAGAAACAAAACCAAGAUCUGAGACUCAGUUGGAGAGUGAGGGAGAAGCUAAGCCGGAACUGCCCGGCCAGAUCCAAGAAGGAUCCAAGCCAAGUGACAGUGACCUCUCUUAGUCUUUUGGGGUUAGAGGUGGGUUUCUCAGCCCAGGUUUUGUAGGGUGGUACUGGGGUUCCUUACAAAAUUGUGAUGUAAAUAUCUUGACCGUUCUGUGCUGACAGUCCUGAUCUCAUAGUAGAGAGCAGUGGUCCCUCAGCUCUGUGACAGUUUCCAGAGAGCUCUUUCAGUCCUAAUAGCAGUGCGUGGGCCUGUGUGCCCUCACCCAGGGGAGGGAGGUUGGAGGGUGAUGCUGCCUCUCCUAAGGACAUUCUUCAGCUUCCCCCUAUGCUGUGGCAGCUGACUUCUGGGGCAGAAUGAGGUCUGAGAAGUAGAAAAGUCAGGGGAAUCGCAUUCUGAGGAAGGAAUAGAAUUUUAGGUGCCACAGUGGAGCUGACCCCUGCCACUCUGUUAUAAAACACUGCAAAAUUGUGGAUUAUAUAGGUUGGAAGUGAACUGUUUUGUGAUGGUUUUAUACUUUUUGUGUUUUUCUUGUUUAGUUACAUCUGUUCAUAUAUUUUAUUAAUGUUUGUUGUGAACAAAUGUGAUAGCCACUGCUGCAAUUUUUGAAGUCACAGUAGGAGAUACACCACCAUACUAGGCAUAGACCUAUGGACAUUUUUGGUAAGGGUGGUGAUGAAGAACUGCAGUCUUCUGAGUUAUUCCUGUGUACAGUACUAGUACAGCAAGAGGGAUCAAUUCUGUCUGCAAUGAAAGCUGCUGUUCACAGGUCUUACCUGCACUUAUAAUCAAGUUGUCCUAUAUUCAUUGUGUAUUGUUCGUGGUUUUUAACUAAAUCAGUUAUUUGACAAGAAUGUUGAUUACUUUAAAAUAGCUUUUUGAAUAACAAACCAGAAUAAAGCUUUUGUGUAUUUG
This is a messenger RNA of Octodon degus (degu), 1969 nucleotides long. It is a transcript of the gene Thumpd1, whose product is annotated as THUMP domain containing 1. The record is from RefSeq and is a predicted model, not a curated record. The transcript has 4 exons. Gene Ontology annotation, biological process: tRNA modification. Lineage: Eukaryota; Metazoa; Chordata; Mammalia; Rodentia; Octodontidae. Gene Ontology annotation, molecular function: RNA binding. Bases 52 to 1113 code for a protein of 353 amino acids.